CAGUGCAUCUACCAGCUCAUCAGAUACUCAGGAGACGGUGAGUUUUGCAGACACAUCCCAGGGGCCGGCUGCAAGGACAGUCAAAUAUGCCUUCAGCAAAAAAUCCUACACCCAGAAGGUUCUCAACUCCUCUGACUUCACCAAAUACAUCAAAAGAUAUGGCACUGGUGUUGACUGUGGAGGAAAAGUGUGCUUGGAUCUUGGUUACAGAGAUCACUACCAUUGUCUGGAUUGUCCACAGAAGGUGUUUAUACGUAAGGAGGAGACGGUCCGACAUUACAAGUGGCACAGAAAGCGAAAUGACUCCUUGCACAAAAAACAUGGAAACUGUACUCACAAUGGCAGGCAGACCCAUUAUCAUUGUGUUCAGGGAGACUGUGAUAAAGUCUAUGUCAGUACCUCCGAUGUGCAGAUGCAUGCCAACUUCCAUCGCAAAGACUCUGCCAUCAUCCAGGAAGGCUUUCAGAGGUUUCGAGCCACUGAAGACUGCGGCACAACAUCCUGUUCAUUCCAUGGACAACGCACAACUCAUUUCCAUUGCAGACGAGCUCAGUGUAACUUUACAUUUAAGAAUAAAGCUGACAUGGAAAAACAUAAGAGCUACCAUCAGAAAGAUGAAGUGUUGAGUAGAGAUGGAUUCAAGAAGUUCAUGAAAUAUGAGACUUGCUCUUUCAGUGGAUGCCGCUAUUCAAAGAUCAGCAACCAUAUCCAUUGUAUUAGGCCAGGCUGCCAGUAUGUGCUACACUCCACUGCCCAGCUGUAUUCUCACAAACGCAAGCAUGAAAGGCGGGAAUUUGACCACACUUACCGCACUUUCAGAAACUUGCAGCAGAAAGUGCCAAGCUCUGGCAUCAAAAGCGAAGGACAGAAUGGGGAGAAGUCUCCCUUACUGAACCAUGCACUGAUAAAUCAGACUAAGAUACUUCCUCUUCCAGCAGCGGCUGUAGCCAGUGUAAAGAUGGUAGGCAAGAUGUCAGGACACCCCGCUGGAAAUGACAAGAAACAGGUAGCUGAUAGUUUGCAGACUGGAAACUCCACCUCACUGAGCCUUAUUAGCAAUGCCAUUAGAAAGCCAGUUCUGAACCCCAACUUCCCAUCGCCUGGAUCUUUGCUGUUGGCUGGGAAAACUUUGCCUCAUUUUUCUCAGACUCAUGUAGCAACCGACAAAGUACUGAACCUCACCGCGCAGGGAGGAGAAGGACAAAAAGACAAAGAGGAAUUGCGGCAAACCUUGACUUUGCCUCAUUAUUCUCACGCUCAUGUAGCAGCUAAUGACGUACUGAAACUCACUGCACGGGGAGGAGUAGGACAAAAAGACAAAGAGGAAUUGCGGCAGACCUUGACUUUGCCAGUAAAACUGUCCGGAGAAACAUUUCGAUCAAACAUAGUGGGCGUCAAAAACGAGCUGAAGUCUGAGGUUAAUGGGGAAAGGUAUGUGAAACAGGAACCAAAGUGUGAAGCUGCUGGUGAGGCUCAGAUAAGGAUCUUGGAAUUCACGGAUGAGCCACAAGAUCUGUCAUUGCCCAAGAAAGAAAAAGGUAGCCCACUUUUUAAAGGUGACAGUAUAAAAAUGGAUACCUCUUUCAAAUCAGAACCAGAUUCUGAUAGCUUGCCACAAACGUCAGAAACAUUUGAUGGUGAUUACGAUGAUGAUGAGGAUGAUGACGACGAUGACGACGAUGAUGAUAAGGAUUAUGGGCAGGUAGAAGAGCCCACGCUUGUCAACACCUUCAGCAUUGCUCUUGAUGGGGACAAGUUCAAUGAUUCCUUGAACCUGACAGUACCAAAACAAGAUGGGAGACAAUCCAAGGAGGUGGUUACAAGUGGGAAUGUUGGUCUUGGUGCUGCUAUUGGAAGAUUAGUGACACCAGGAGCACACACUAGUGUCCCUAAAGUUGUGGCUGCUCUGCCAGAGUCUGAUAAGAAAGUGGCUAGUCAUGGCAGUCCUCAGGACCAGCGCCCGCAGCUGCUCAAACAAGUUCCUCAGGGAGCUCCUCGGGCCAUUCUCACAGCCAAAGGCAAAGUUCUGGGUGUCCAUAUUCCUGUGAGAUUGUUGCCUGAAAGGCGUGAACGAGAUGAGUCGUGGAAGAGAUAUCUUAUUCGAUACACUGCCAAUGACGCUUGCUUCUCACGAUGCUCUUGCUUAUACAAAGACCACUACCACUGCCGCACUGAAGGCUGCCAGGUUGUCUUCAAGUCUAAGGAUGGUGUCCGAGGUCACGCCAGGUUCCACGAGCUUCAGGACAGUAUCACACCACUGGUGUAUCUCCAUUUCAAGCCAGAUACGGCAUGCAACACUUCAGCGUGUCCUUACAUGGGCAAAGAGGAACACUUCCAUUGUAAUUGGACAAACUGUAGCCAGACCAUCCCAGCAUCGGCUCCGACAUUCUCCAGGCUUGAACACUACAGAAUUCAUGAGUACGCAACGGUAGCAGCCAACAAAAGCCGCAGUAGCUUCUCAAACGCAGGCUCCAAGGUAGAGAUGGAUCCACUUCAGAAGCGCAGAGGCCGACCCCCAAAGUAUCCCAAAUAUGAUCUCCCAGUUGUGCCAAAGGUCCACUUGACAGAGAAGGAAAUCCUAGAUUCCACCCUGGCUUUCAUGCACAACAAGUGUGGCGAAGACAGCAAAAUAUUCAACGGCUUCAAGAAAUGUGUGGCUUCAGACCCCUGCCCUGACGACCAGUGUAUUUACAAAGGAAAGGAUCACUUCCAUUGCGGUCGCAAGUACUGUCACAUGUCAACAGACAGACUGGAUGUUUUGAACCUUCACGCUAAAGAUUUCCACAACAACAUCACCAUACUAGAUGGAUACGAGUUCUUUGAAAGGACUGUGAACUGUCGCAGGCCAGUGUGCCACAACAAUAAAAUAAAUCGUCACUUUCAUUGUAUGCGACCACAUUGCGACUAUUCUUUUGUUCGUCACAGUACAAUGUCGCAGCAUAACAAGAAGCAUCCAACUGUAACAUCGGCAGUUUUGUCAGUGCCGGUCACAAAAACCGUUCCAGCCCCCAGCACCAAAGUGGUUCCUUCUCAGUUUGUACCCAUAGCCCCAGCGGUGUCCCAGCCGGCCUCAGCGCCUCCGACCCCAACAAUCACUUCUCCUAACUGUAGCAAAACAGUGAAAUCUGCCGGGACUUUUUUCCCACUGUCUGGGAUGACCAGCUUCAAAAUGAGCUCCCUGGCGUCACCGUCUAUAAGCAACUCCAAGGUUUUAACUUCUGGAACUACAGGACCACUUCUGUCCACUACUCCUUUGACCCUCGGUGGGGCUACCCCCACGCAGAUCCUUACUGGGGCACAAGUGUUCCAUGCGCAGGAUGGCACGGCCAUUUUCUCACCAGGAACCCUGUUAACGCUGCCUCAUAACCUAAUUUCAACAUCCAUACCGUUACUGACCUCAUCUGCUCACGGUCAGCAGACGAACCUACUGACCGGCCUCAUCCCAGUGGGGCAGAUGUCCCAGCAUUGUCUAGCAACUCCACUGGUAAGCAUUUCCAGUGCACAGCUCAUUACAGCUUCCCAAGGUCAUGUCCUUCAUUCAGGUGGGGGAAUCCUAGGAGGAGGGGUUUUCCAAGUCAUCCACAGCCCAACCACUAUCACUACCCUGACAACCUCUGCACCAGCCCCCAUCAGCACUUCAUCAGCAUCCAGCAGUGCAACAACUAAUCCGAGUUCAACACCACCGCUGACUGUCCUCCUUCAUCAGCAGCAGCAACAACAGCAGCAGCUGCAAGAUGGUGUAGCCGGCGCCUUAAACUGGGCCAGCCUCAAGAGGAGAAUGCAUUACUCUGUGGAUCUCAACUGUGGACGCCCAUUUUGCAAGCUGAAGAAGAAGGAUCACUACCAUUGUCUAGAUUGCAAUCAGGCCUUUUCAUUUUCAGCAAGACUGCGGGCUCAUAUAAGUAAACAUGGGUUUAAAUUUAAGAAACCUGAGCAUAAAGCAAAACAAAGUAUUAGCCCAGAACUUGUAGACCAAAAACAGACUGUAGCCAAACCUAUAGAUUUGUCUUUGGAGACUCUAGUCUCCACAAACAGAAUCAAAUCAAAGGAUGUCUGUGCUGUGACCAGUGAAGAGCUGUCAUCAUCUCUCAACCUUCAGCCUUCUAUGUUUACCAGUAUGGUAAAACGAGCAGAUGCAGCAGAAAGUGAUCUUUCUUACGUGAAUGGUAAUUCAGACAGGGCUGCUGCUAAACUGUUUAAUAGCAGUGAUCCCAAGCCAAGGUGUGAUCCCAAGCCAUUGACAUGCAAUCAGGAGACAGCAGAGUCAUAUGUAGAUGAUGACAGUGAAGAUGUCGGCGUCGGUCAUGUCAGUGAAUCCAAGCAUGAUGACAGAUCUUUGGACUCUCCUUCUCUGGUCAUUGAUGAUGUUUUAGAUGAUAGUUACGAGUCAUCUCUUGAUGCCUCUUCCUCUAGCCUGACACUCUGCUUGUCAUUGUCCAGGAAGUCUGGCAGGAAGCGUGUGGCCUCCAAGAAUGAGGACUUUGUCUGCACUAAUAACUUGCUGAUUGCAAAGCCUUCAAAGAAGAGAAAAUUGCAGUGGGGGGUUAGGAGUGAGUCUGACCUUCCAGAUGGGUUUAAAAGAGUCCGCUGCGGUGAGGAUUGCGGGCAUGUGCGGUGUGCUUACAGGCAGACUGUAACACACUUUCACUGUGUGCGCGCUGACUGUGGUUACGGCUUUAGUGACAAGUCACGCAUCAUUCAGCACCGCGUCAGGCACGAGCGGCUCGACGCCCUCAUGGGUGGGGAGUUCCAGCAGUACAGGGCGUCUGUCACCUGUGACCGGGCCGAUUGUGAGUUUGACGAGAAGGCUUCCCACUUCCACUGCUUGAAGUGCCCGUACUCCUGUGCUGACUCCAGCAAGGUCCCUGCCCACCGCAAGUACCACACCAAACUGGACAACAUCAGCAGCAAUGGGUUUAUCAAGUAUGCAGGCUCGGCUGAUUGCCAAAUAGCUGCCUGCUCGUAUUUCCGCAAACAGACUCACUAUCAUUGUACGUUCCCUGGAUGUGGUCACUCAGUUCUGGGGCCAUCUCAGAUGGCGCCACAUAAACUUAAGCAUGCCCAACACCAGUCUGCGUGA
Candidula unifasciata is the source of this 5080-nucleotide messenger RNA. The record is from the annotation of a GenBank genome assembly. Lineage: Eukaryota; Metazoa; Mollusca; Gastropoda; Stylommatophora; Geomitridae.